Blastocystis hominis is the source of this 1788-nucleotide messenger RNA. RefSeq lists its product as hypothetical. Gene Ontology annotation, cellular component: cytoplasm. The record is from RefSeq and is a predicted model, not a curated record. Bases 1 to 1788 code for a protein of 595 amino acids. NCBI's taxonomy places the organism in Eukaryota, Bigyra, Opalinata, Blastocystidae. The transcript is spliced from 8 exons. Gene Ontology annotation, molecular function: cysteine-tRNA ligase activity; ATP binding. Gene Ontology annotation, biological process: cysteinyl-tRNA aminoacylation.
AUGAUUCCUCGCAAAGUAUUGUGGUACAGCUGUGGUCCUACUGUGUAUGAUGUCGCUCACAUGGGCCAUGCUAGAACCUAUCUGAGUCAGGACAUUAUCAUGCGUAUUCUCCGCGAUUACUUUAACUACGACGUGCAGUUUGUGAUGAACAUUACGGACAUCGAUGACAAGAUCAUCAAGAGAUCGACUGAAGCUGGAAUUCCGUUCACCGAGCUCGCCCGAAAGUACGAGAACGAGUUUAUGGAGGACAUGAAAACGCUGGGUUGCCGCACUGCGAACGUGAUCACCCGCGUCUCCGAAUACGUGGACGAAAUCAUCGAGAUGAUUCAGGGUAUCAUCAACAACGGCUACGCCUACGAAGCGAACGGGAGUGUCUACUUCGACACGACGUCCUUCCAGAAGAACCACGUGUACGGAAAGCUGAGUACUGCCCAUGCUGUCCUUUCUCUCUCUCUAGUUCCGGAGAUGGUUGGCAACGUCAACACGGAAGAAGAGCAAGACUUCGCGUCGGAGAAGCGCCACCCGAACGACUUCGCGCUGUGGAAGGCGAGCAAGCCCGGCGAGCCGAUGUGGAAUUCUCCGUGGGGCGCCGGACGUCCGGGAUGGCACAUCGAGUGCUCCGCGAUGUCGUUCAGCAUUUUCAAGACGAUCAGCGACGGGCGGAUCGACGUGCACUCGGGCGGCGUGGACCUGCGUCUGCCGCACCACACGAACGAAAUGGCGCAGAGCGAGGCGUACAUGGAGUGCUCGCAGUCGGUGAACUACUUCCUGCACACGGGCCACCUGAACAUCGACGGUCUGAAGAUGUCGAAGUCGCUGAAGAACUUCAUCACGAUCCGCCAGACGCUGCAGCAGUUCACGCCGAGCCAGAUCCGCAUCUACUUCCUCCUGCACAAGUGGAACACCACCAUGAACUACUCCGACGGCGCCAUGGAGGAGGCUCGCGCCAAGGAGAAGCUCUUCGCCGAGUUCUUCCACAACGUCAAGGCCACGCUGCGCCAGCUCACCGCCGACCAGCCGCAGCGCUGGGACGACGCCGAGGUCCAGCUCAACGCGCAGCUCGACGCCGCCCGCACCUCCGUCCACACCUGUCUGUGCGACGACUUCGACACGGCCGGCGCGAUGGAGGCGUUGGAAGGCCUCGUCCGCGCCGUGUACCGCUAUCUCGAGACCGCCAAGCACAUCGUCGCUCCGCUCGUUCUCUCCUGCGCCGGCUUCGUCAGCCAGAUGUUCCGCGUCUUCGGACUCAUCGAGCCCGAGCCCAAGAUCGGGUUUGCCGCGGGGGAGGAGGCCGCGGACCGCGAGGCCGUGCUGAGCCCCGUCGUGGAAAUCCUGUCCAAAUUCCGCACGGUAGUGAAGAAGAAUCGGGCCGAUCCGGCCGCUCUGCUGAAGCUCUGCGACGAAAUCCGCGAUGAUAUUCUGCCGUUCGUGGGGAUCCGGUUGGAGGACACGGCGAACGGGACGAUCUGGAAGCUGGAGGCGAAGGAGACGCUGAUCGCGGAGCGAGAGAAGAAGCUGCAGCUGCAGAAGGAGAAGGAAUUGGAGAAGAAGCGAAAGGAGGAAGAGCGAAUGAAGAAGGAAAAAGAGAAGGAGGAGAAGGCCAAGAUCGACCCCAAAACGAUGUUCUUGGGCAUGACGGAGCUGUAUUCGCAGUUCGACGAGCGCGGAAUUCCCACGCACGAUGCGAAGGGAGAGCCGAUCACCAAGAGCGGACUCAAGAAGAUCAUGAAGCUCUACCAGGCGCAGGAAAAGCUCCAUAAUGCUUGGCUGGAGAAGAAUCAGCAGUAA